GCCUCGGCCAGAUUCGUCAGAUUUCAACGUGCUAGUCUUGCUCCGAUUUCCAAGCUUCAAUUGCCCCCUGACAAUUACCUCGUUCUCCGUUACGAACUCAUAAGGAUCAGUCGCAUGUGAUGACAGUGGCUUACAAAGUUACACAAGGUUUCCGGUCUCGGCACCUGGUCCUGGUGGCGCGGGGCUGAGUCUCCGCUCUGGGGCGCCCGGACGCUUCCAGAAUCGGCUUCUUGUGUUGGAACGUGCACCCGCAUUUUUGGGAACUUCCUUGGCCCUGUCAGGCUGAGCUGAAGCCAGAGUCGGGAGCAUGAAGUCGUUACUGCGGCAUACCGCAUCGCUUUCCCGCCAUGCGCGCGGGACCCUCCCCCGGCCGACCGUUACUCGACCGAUAAUACCUUCGGCCACCUCGAGCGGGAGGCGGUUGCAAAGCAACACCAGCACCGUCACGGGAACACCUCCGCCGCCGCCAAACCACUCCUCCCCCUCCGUCAAUGCCUCGGAGAUAUCCCACUUUGACGCCCUGGCGUCAACCUGGUGGGACCCACACGGCUCCUCCCGCAUCCUGCACCUCAUGAACCCUCUCCGCCACGACUUUAUCCAGUCGUGCCACGCGUCGAAGCCCGACUCCCCCCCUCCGCCUCCCGGGCGCCGCCUGCGCUACCUCGACGUCGGGUGCGGCGGCGGCAUCUUCGCCGAGAGCGCCGCACGCCUAGCGACGACCGAGUCCGUGACGGCCAUCGACCCGUCCGCCGAGAUCCUCACGGUGGCGCGGCGCCACGCCGCCCGUGACCCGGCCCUCGCGGAGGGCAACCGGCUGACCUACCUGGACGCGACUGUCGAGACGCUGGCGGCGGCCCCGGGGUCAUUCGACGUGGUCACGCUGUUCGAGGUCGUCGAGCACGUCGACAACCCGGCGGCGUUCCUGGAGCGGUGCGGCCGGUUCGUGAGGCCCGGCGGCUGGCUUGUGCUCAGCACCAUCGCGAGGACGUGGACGAGCUGGUUCACGACGAAUCUUGUGGCUGAGGACAUACUGGGCAUGGUGCCCAAGGGGACCCACGACUGGAAGAAGUACAUCAAUGAGGACGAGCUGAGGGGUUACUUCGCGAAGCAGCCCGGCUGGAGCAACCCGCGGAUUAUGGGUGUCGUGUAUGUGCCCGGUCUUGGAUGGAAGGAGGUCGGUGGGAGCGAGAAAAUAGGGAAUUAUUUCUUUGGCAUCCGGAAGGACGUAGAAUGAGCGGUUGCUAAGCAUCGAAGAUCCUGCGUAGGUGUCUUCGUGUACAACAUGUAGGAUUAGAGAAUACAUAACUUUGAGGAGGCACAGGGUGCCACUGUCGGUAUAUUACCAUCAAGGGCAUAGAAUAGAGGGCAUUUGUGCUGUCUUAUAAAGGGAUGGAGGACUCGACACCUCGAAGGCCGCCUGGCACUAUCCAAGUCGGACUUUUUUCCACA
Phialemonium atrogriseum is the source of this 1449-nucleotide messenger RNA. RefSeq names its product S-adenosyl-L-methionine-dependent methyltransferase. Lineage: Eukaryota; Fungi; Ascomycota; Sordariomycetes; Cephalothecales; Cephalothecaceae. Bases 308 to 1234 code for a protein of 308 amino acids. Gene Ontology annotation, biological process: ubiquinone biosynthetic process. The transcript has a single exon. Gene Ontology annotation, cellular component: mitochondrion. Gene Ontology annotation, molecular function: 2-methoxy-6-polyprenyl-1,4-benzoquinol methyltransferase activity. The record is from RefSeq and is a predicted model, not a curated record.